Molecule: messenger RNA, 2864 nt
Organism: Xenopus laevis (African clawed frog)
Lineage: Eukaryota; Metazoa; Chordata; Amphibia; Anura; Pipidae
Gene: fam149b1.S
Product: family with sequence similarity 149 member B1 S homeolog
Exons: 16
Coding region: 257-2029 (590 amino acids)
Biological process (GO): cilium assembly; protein localization to cilium
Source: RefSeq, a predicted model, not a curated record
GAGCGAGGGCGGAAGGCAGAUGACUGAGGGAGGAGGAUGGAGGGCAGAAGACUGAGGUCGGAAGUCUGAGGGCAGAAGGGUGAGGGCGGAGUUCGUAUGACUGGCGGCUGAGAAGGGAGGGUAGAGGACGGAGGUGCGACUGCAGAUUUGGACGAUGAGUGGCGGUAAAAGCAACCGUUGCGCCAUUCCCAAGGCAUAGGACAUCGCAUGCAAGACAGAUAUCAAGGAAAUAUGAAACAGCUGUUUGUGGAUUAGGAUGAUUUCCAGGUACAAAAGAAAGCCAGUAUCUCAGAAUCUGCAAAUCAAUCAAAGCCUUGCAAAAGCCAUAGAAAGUCAUCCACUUCCUGAGAAACUAGAUCUAUAUUCUAAUUGUCCCUAUGUUAAUCAAAGCAAAGUGACUCUAAAAUGCAAAAGUGAGUCGGAUAUUUCAGAUACAUCAGACAACCUAGGGAAAGAAACACAGGUAUCCUGUUCAGAAUCGCAGAGCUGUGUUGGUCUGUCCUCCGAUAGCAGUUCUGUCAUAUCUUGGGGCUUUGAUGAGUUUGACCAGGCUGCUACUCUGCAGGUGCAAAAGAUUUUCAGUCAUAUUGACGAAUUUCUGUUUGAACAAAAGCCAAACACCCUUGCGGAUGGACUAAAGGAAGAGUGUCAGCAAUGGGCAUCCUGCUUUCCACACCUACGCAUAAAAGGCAAACAGAUUUUGGCCCCAUUAGAUGAUGGCUACAGCUGGCAUUCCAGUUAUCCAUAUGAAGUGUCUGGGCACGCAUCUCUCAAUAUUUCCCGUGCAAGGGAUUCCAGCGAACUGGGUAUUUUUGGAACAAAAUGCCCCUUUACCAUUGCUAAUGACCCCAAUGCCUCUGGUUCCUUUUCCAUGGAUAAAGAGGAAGAUGAUGGAGAAGAUGAAUUUGGGGUCAUUAUGUCAGAUGGGAUCGUUGAAGAAUAUUUGGCAUUUGACAGCAUGGAAAAGAAAGAUGAGCUCUCUGAAUGGAAGCGGGUCAUGUCCUUGGAUAGUCUGAACAUGGGCUAUCCUCCCAUUUCUCCAAAAUAUUGUAUGAAGGAGGCAAUCCUAGCCUGUCUGUUCGAUGAUGUGUGGAGGGAAGCAGUAGGGUGCAUGCAGGACCUCAUUUGCCGUUACUGGGAAGAAUCAAUUUUAGAUGAUGAAAGGCAUGGUAGUUCUAUUAAAACUGCUAGAGAGGAAUCGCUUACUACUUAUGCACCAAUUCAGCGUCUUCCACUGGUGUUACCACCAGUUCCUCAUUUCAAGAUUCCUGCUCUAUCUCCAAGCCUUAGCUCAAAGCGCAACCGCAGCACCAAAAACAGAAAGAGUGGCAAACAGUCUCACGCAAAUCGUCCUCAAGGUGGAAACAAUGUUACCUCCAGGAAUAUGAACAACUUGAUGGUUAUUCAUGGAUGUCCACUACAGCAAAGAAAUCUGCAUCUGAUGGAGAAAGUUCUAGAUUUCGAUGACAAACUGUCCAAGAGGCCCACAUCUGCUGCUCUAAGUUCUGCAAAAUCACAGACAGGACGGACAUUGGAACACAGCUGCUCAUCUCUGUCUCAUAAUAUUCCAUCGGCAAGGAGACGUAACCCACCUCGCACCUUACUCCCUAUUAACAGCAAUCCCUCCAGAGCUGGGACACCAAAGAUAGAAGAGCUCCUCAGAGGCAUGAGACUUCCAACUGGGAAUGAGGUGCCAUGUUCUCCUGUUCCCUUCAACCGAAAUAACCUGCUGCCACCAAUUGGUACAUCAGACCAGGAUCAUCACUUUAUGGCUGGAUCUCAGAGACAAACGCCAGAUACCUCAAUGGGCUGUUCCCUUACGGCAUACGAUUCUAUAAAUGCACUCCAAAGGAGAGGAUCUGCUGGUACAGAUUCUUUCAGCAUUGGUGUGAGUGGAGUCAGUGCUUCAGCCAGUUCUAUUCGCUGGGGGCAUUCAAGCAGCAAAUCAGAGGAAGAUCACCCUUCAGGAAUCCCAGUGAAAUACCCCAGCCGUGGAGGGAAUGUCCCCCGAAGUAAACAAGGACUUUAGAACUCUUGCAGAAACCUUAUCUAUGACAUUCUGUCAUAGCACCUUUUUCUUUAGAAAGCUACAGGAGAAAUGUAAGAGAUGCCAACUGCUUCCCAUAGUACUGCCAGACUGAGUAACAUAAUGCACUUCGUGCACAUUGGGGAAAUGUUGAGGGUAGACUAAAUUGCCAAUAGUAGUUUGCCUUCAGGAGAAGUUAUCCGGUUCAACAAAGUUCUAUUGACAAUAUUUUUUGCACAGGUUUUUUUUCAUCGUUGUUGUUAAGGUUUUCAAUUCCUCCUCACAGCAGUGAGCAAUGUAAGAGCCUGCCUGAUUGUUAGUGAGCACUUACCAACCAAUUUGUAUAAGCUCUUGAAUGCCCAGAAUCGCUUCGCUUUUAUUUCAGAGGCAAUCAGCCAACCCAUGUGGUACAAUCCUAGAUCAUGGGUUUGUUGCUCAAAAAUGUGAUGGUAUUUUUGAGUUAUAAUUGCCUGACCCACAAAUUUUCAAGCAAUUGCCCCUGAAAUAAAUGGGAAGCCAUUGCCGGCAUUCUCUCAGAAGAGAAGCUACUACAGCUUUAGUAACAAAUGCCUGGAAAUUGCUGUGAGUAUAAUUGCCCUAAAAGUUUGGACAACAUGGCACAGUGUCUGUAGCAUCCAGGAGCUUAGGUUUCUGGAAUAGGGGCAUUUUCUCCACCACCAUAUUGCAGCUAGUGAAGAGGAGAUCAACACAUCCCCCCCCCCAUGCUAAACAACCUUGGCUAAAAAAUCCAUCUGUAAUAGUAGUGUUAGGCAAUUCCCAUCAUAAUUGCUCAAAGGAUGAAAAGGCGGCUCUCCGGUGAGAUAAAAAGCUGGUUUAU